This is a messenger RNA of Diplodia corticola, 333 nucleotides long. RefSeq lists its product as uncharacterized. The record is from RefSeq and is a predicted model, not a curated record. Lineage: Eukaryota; Fungi; Ascomycota; Dothideomycetes; Botryosphaeriales; Botryosphaeriaceae. Bases 1 to 333 code for a protein of 110 amino acids. The transcript has a single exon.
AUGAAGCACCGCCGUCUUCUAGAAUCGAAAACGGUGAAGUUGUCGAGUAUUCGUCAAGGCUUGGCCUUGAUCGCCCGGACAUGCACGUCGUUACAGGACAUGGUCUUCGUUGAGCUUCCUCGCGGCAACUUCGAAAAGAACACGAAGCUACCCGACACUACAGGUCCGGUAAGGCAGAAAGUGCCAGAGCUGAUCUACGAGAGGGGCCUCAACAUCCUGGCCGUGCUUCGCGAGAUGGAGAAACUGGAGUUCUGCUACGCGAAGAUUGCUCCGAGCUGCAAAGCAGGUGUGGAUGAACGAAUCAUGGGUAUACAGCACUGGCUAUCCACGUGA